Messenger RNA from Rhopilema esculentum, 3710 nucleotides. The record is from RefSeq and is a predicted model, not a curated record. NCBI's taxonomy places the organism in Eukaryota, Metazoa, Cnidaria, Scyphozoa, Rhizostomeae, Rhizostomatidae.
CAGAGCUGCGACAGACCUCUGAUCGGAUGCUUUUCAGCUGCAUCAAAUGUUACAGGAAUUUUAACAGACGUUGAUGCUGUAGCAGCUUGUUUGCAUCGACAUGGAGCUUUGGCAUUCUUUGAUUAUGCAACUGCAGCGCCGUAUGUUGAAAUAAAUAUGAAUCCAUUGUCACUCAGCUCAACAGAAGACUUGAUCCACAAAGAUGCUGUAUUUGUCUCACCACAUAAGUUUGUUGGUGGCCCAGGAACCCCUGGGCUUCUUAUUGCAAAAAAGAAUUUAUUCAGGAAUCCUGUACCUUCCCAAUCUGGUGGCGGCACCGUAUUUUAUGUAACACAUCACACUCAGAGGUACCUGAAGGAAAUCGAAAUGAGGGAAGAAGGAGGGACACCCGCCAUUGUGGAAUCCAUACGUGCUGGAUUGGUUUUCCAACUAAAGCAGGCUCUGAGUCAUAAAAACAUAAUGGAGAGAGAAGAAGAAUUAGUAAUGCGGGCUCAAGCGUUUUGGAGAACAGUGCCAAAUUUAAUUAUCUUGGGUGACGGUCCUGCAAAAAGGUUGCCAAUAUUCUCAUUUGUCAUACUUCACAAAGAUUCUGGAAGACUUCUUCACCAUAAUUUUGUUUGCACUGUUUUGAAUGACGUCUUCGGUAUCCAGGCUCGAGGAGGGUGUGCUUGUGCUGGACCCUAUGCUGAGGACUUGCUUGGAAUGGACGAGAAUGUUGCAUUAAAGCUGGAAGAUCUUAUUCUGGAAGACCAGCGGUUGGACAGACAUCAUCUUCGUAGAUACAGGGAAUAUUCCGAACGAGAAUUAUUGAGGCCUGGCUUUGCACGGCUGAAUCUGCCGUUCUUUAUGUCAAAUGAGGGAAUCGAAUUUAUUCUAAAGGCCGUUUCCAUGGUCGCUGAGCAUGGGUGGAAGCUACUUCCAGAUUACAACAUGAACCCCUCAACUGGUGAAUGGAGACAUUGGAAGAACAUGGCCUUCAAGGACCGAAAGUGGCUCAGUGGUAUCAACUAUAGAAAAGGUCAAGUUGAUUAUCCUUUAAGCCCGAAAAGAAAGGAAUGUACACCAUCUUAUCAGACAAGACUUAACAAUGCCGAGAGGAUUUUCGAAGCUGCACAAUCAAAAAAGGUUAACAGAAAACUAGGUGAUCAGAGCCUAUUUUUGGGAGAAGAUGGCGAAGAGUACAGAUGGUUCCUUUUGCCAAGUGAAGCUUCUUUAUACCUGGCGGGCAAAGAACCCACAACUAAACAAUUCCAGAUGCCUUUCUUUCCACGUGCGAGCGUCAAAGAGAGUAAAAUGAAGUCAAAACGACCCUCCCGAUCAGCGUACAAUCCUCAUGUCUGUGCCACCUGUGGAGGAGCGAGGUCGUUGACUAAUGAUUUGCAAGAUGCAAACAUUGCCAAGGACGUUGCUGCUGAUGGAAGAUUUUCAUUCGAGAAAAAGAAGGAGGAAUCACAAACUGGAACUCUAGGAGACAGUGGUAUUUGUUCUGAUGAAGCAAUAGCAGCAAAUUUGUCGGAUGAUUUAAAAAAUGACACCAGGGUAAAGACAGUCCCGGCUGGGGAUAUUGCUGAUGGCUGUGAAAGCAGAGAUUUUGAGAAAAGCAUCAAGAAAACGUCAAGCCCAACCAGCAACAGCAGUGAUUCACCAAAAUUGCAUUUCAAGCUAGACCACAGCAUAGUGAAUGCUGUCGGAGACACCAAUGAAGAAGCGCCAAUCAAAUACAAAGUAACCCCUGAUGAAGCGUCUACUCAGAAGCCCAUAUGCAGCCAGAGUGGAAGAGACGGGCUAGUGGAAACAACAGGUGUAGAGAAGAAAUUAAAUGGAAAGCAUAUACGAUUCCAACAUCCGCCAAAAUCAAUAUUCACUCCAGUUAUUCAGGCAAUCGAAGAGUUUUCAAUGAUAAAUGACGGAGACAGAGUUCUUUUAUGUCUCUCUGGUGGUAAAGAUUCUCUUUCGAUGUUGCAUGCAAUUCGACAAUAUCAGUUUUACGCCAGGCCAAAGGGAAUCAGUUUUGAAUUUGGAGCAAUGACAGUUGAUCCAAAAAGCAGUUCAUACGACCCGAGUCCACUCAAAGAAUACUUAGCCAAUCUUCAAGUUCCAUAUUUUUAUGAAGAGCAAGACAUAAUUUCCCAAGCGGCGAACCUCGCAGUUUGUGAAUCGAUAUGCGCAUUCUGUUCACGAAUGAAAAGAGGUCGGAUGUAUGCUUGCGCCAGACGUGAGGGUUACAAUGUUUUGGCGAUCGGACAACACCUGGAUGACAUCGCCGAGAGCUUCUUGAUGUCAGCGUUUCAUAAUGGGCUGCUAAGAACAAUGAAAGCUAGCUACACUGUCGCGGAUGGCGAUCUGAAAGUCAUUCGUCCACUCCUAUAUGUACGCGAGAGAGAUUUAAGGCAAUUUGCCGAACAGGCAAAGCUGCCUGUUAUACCAGAAAAUUGUCCGGCAUGUUUUGAAGCACCAAAGGAGAGACACCGAACCAAGCAGCUUCUCGCACAACAAGAAAUCUUAUUCCCUAAUCUUUUCUCAAGCAUCCAGACUGCAUUGAAGCCUCUUUUCUCUAAGAGCAGGACAGGUUUGGAGUCAAAUAAGAACAAUUCCGAUAAUUUUGAUGACUUUUUGGUAUAGAGAAAUUAAUUAAACAUUCAUCUUGGGUUGUUUUACUGCACUGAUGGAAAAUGUUGACGGUGCCCUGUCUAGGUGAUCGGCAAUACAAAAAAGCAGAAGCAUCUAGGUAAUUAAGCAUAAUCAGCAAAAUAUUUGCUCGUUCUAGAAGGAUUUUUUACGCAGGAUGCAGUAAAUGUAAGAAAAGAACAAGACAUCUCUCUAAAAAAAUAAAUACCGUUUUUAUGAUAAUGUACUUUUUUAUAGCCUGGCUCUAAUUUUAUCAAAAGCAACUAUCUCACAAUUUUUAAACAUUAAUAGUAUUUAAAAUUGCAGAAUCGAAACAGCAGAAGUUAACCUUGCGUUUGGAAUGUUUUUUAAAGCAAACUGCCAUGAAUGCUUCGAAUUUGCUCUUCUUUUUCAUUUCUGAAAAAAAUUUCCCCAUUAUGAUGUUAAAGACUCUCUCUUAAAAGAUCAAGUUACUUUGAAUCAGAGCAUGAACUAUUAAAGGUCAUAUAAAAAGGAAAUUAGGUAAAUAUUAGAAAAUCGAUAAUGCUUAUUCAGCUGCCAAUUUUAUCAUAUAUUUAUCUAUACUAGGUAGUAUUAUAACAAUUAUUUAUAUAAUCGCUCUGCAUUUUAAAAUCUAGCUUUGAAAUAUUAGGAGCAUUUUCAACUUUAUGUUGUUUCUAGCCGUUCGUAUUUGAGCUAUUUUAAGAUAGCGUUUAAUUUCUUGGUAUUUUUACUCUUAAUUUUUUAUCAAAGAUGUCUCUAACUUUUUUCACAUAUUUUUGGCUUAAAAGAAUCUUUUUCUUUUGCUUUCAAUUCAAUUCAAAGUUUAUUUAGAUAAAAAUUGUCAUACAAAUUACAAUGCUUUAAGCCUUUAUUUAAUCAAUAUGAUAAUAUCAAGUACAAAGUUAAACGCUUAAAAGCCAUUUUAAUCAAACCAUGACAGGAAAUUACCUGCAUAUCAGCUGAAUUAUUUCUUUGUUAAGCUAUUGACGUUAGUUUUGGCAUUUGGUAGGCUUCAAAUUGUAGCAUGUUGUACACAUUUGCAGAAGUGCUUUUUCUUAUGUAUCAAAUUUUUAAUCUAUAAAAGAUAUUCUCGUUUUGAA